Messenger RNA from Carassius carassius (crucian carp), 1496 nucleotides. It is a transcript of the gene chst15b, whose product is annotated as carbohydrate sulfotransferase 15. Gene Ontology annotation, biological process: hexose biosynthetic process. The record is from RefSeq and is a predicted model, not a curated record. NCBI's taxonomy places the organism in Eukaryota, Metazoa, Chordata, Actinopteri, Cypriniformes, Cyprinidae. Gene Ontology annotation, molecular function: N-acetylgalactosamine 4-sulfate 6-O-sulfotransferase activity. The transcript is spliced from 8 exons. Bases 1 to 1401 code for a protein of 466 amino acids.
AUGACGGUUAAUCAUGAAACACAGCGCAGAUCUGCAUCAUGCAUCUGGUGCUCGAAAGUCUGCGGCUUCAUCCUCCUCCUCGUCUUCAUCACGGCGUCUUACAUGCUGUCCUGUGAGAGGAAGACUCUGCUCUACGAUCCAUAUCUGAUGGAGGAGGACCUGAGUGAAGACGCCCUCAGAGACGUGGUGCAGAGCAUCUCAGCUAAAGUGAAGUUCAGAGCCAGACGUGUUCCUGACGUCAGUGAGCUGAUCAUCCUCGAGGAACACAUGUUCUCUGUGGCUCCGCAGCGCUUUCUGCCGGACGUUAAGAACCCCUGCUGGUUCCAGGAGCUGCGUGGAGACGUGAGCGUGAAUCCAUACGGGUCAAACCUGUUUGGCCGCUCCUUCAGACACAUACAGCACAUCUUUGAGCAGCUGAGCAUCUCCUUCAGACAGCUGUUAACGCGGCAUGAUGGGAAACUGCAGCGGCUGCGCUGUCUGCCCUACUUCUACAUCAUCGGCCAGCCCAAGUGUGGCACGACGGACCUGUACGAGCGCCUGAGGCUUCACCCGGACGUCCGGCUCACACCGCCCAAAGAGCCGCACUGGUGGAGCAGGAAGAGGCUCGGAGUCCUUCAGUACGGUGGACGUCCUCACACACGUUUCCCGCUCGACCAUUAUCUGGACCUGUUUGACCCGGUGACCCUUCAUAUACAGCAAAGCCUUCUGGGAAACUCCAGCAGCAACAUCAUCACUGGUGAGGCCAGCGCUUCCACUAUGUGGGACAACAAUGCCUGGCUGUAUCUCCAUGGCAACAGCAGAGGGGCGGAGCCUCCGACACUUGUCCAGGACUUCAUUUACGCUCUGCAGCCGGACGCACGAUUCAUCGCCAUUCUCAGAGACCCCGUGGAGAGGCUGUAUUCAGAUUAUUUGUACUUCGGCACGACUAAUAAAUCAGCGCUGGACUUCCAUCAGAAGGUGUGUGAGUCUCUGUGGAUGUUCGAGGGCUGUCUGCGGGACGCUGGGCUCAGAGCGUGUGUGUACAACAACACACUGAACAACGCCAUGAGCGUGCGUCUGCAGGUGGGCCUGUAUGUGGUGUUUAUUCUGGACUGGCUGUCAGUGUUCAGCCGUGAUCAGCUCUUAGUUUUGCGUUUGGAGGAUCACGCUUUAAACCCGGAGCUCAGCAUGAGCAGGAUCUUCCGCUUCCUGCGCUUAGGAGCGCUGUCUGAUCAGAGACAGAGACAGAUCAGCAAGCGUCCCGCAUCAAACACCAGACGUGCGUCCGACAGAGACCUCGGGCCGAUGCGUGCGGUCACACGAGAUCUGCUCUCGCUGUUCUACUCUCCGUUCAAUCAGAGACUGGCCGAGGUUCUGCAGGACGAGUCCUUCACGUGGGACGGUCGCUCUGAACACGCCUGACCUGUGAGAGAGAAACACAGAGAGUCUUUUGUGUUUGAAUCACUGACACCUGCUGCUCAGAUCCGUCCAGAUUCAAGUUCCUGUCAUCAUUAUGA